AUGGAAAAUUUUCAAACUACUUUCAACUCCAACACCACCUCAGCAAAUGAAGCAUUGAAGAGUCUGGGCUCUUUCUUCAAAACCGAGGAGACUAAACUGCAAGAGAUUCGCACUGGUCUGAAAACUGAUCAUGAAUCAUUUCAAGCCACUCUCCCGUCUCAGGUUUCACAGCUUAAAGACGAACUUCUAAAGGAGACUAACCUCAAGGACUCUCUCACACUCAAGUCAGAAGAAGCCAAGGUGUUGAGUACCAAACUGGAAGCUUUGGAGCAGCAGGUCAAUGAUCUGUUAUCUGAGACGGAAGACAUGCGAAGUUGUAUAACUGAUGUUACUGGCAUGCUCUCUGAUAUCAUUGAGACCAGGGACUCCAUGAUCACCAUCACAAUGCGUAAGCAUCUGGUAGAAAAUUUAAGGCCAGUCUUCGCAAUGCCUCACCGCGUUGAAGGUGUUUCUGAUCAAUCCUUUCAUCGAAAACAAGGGGGAGAAGGCGUGGUUGGUGGAUCACGAAAAGAAGAAGCCAAAGCUCCUGUCAAGCUUGUUGUCAAGAAAGAACCCAAGCUCAAGGAAAAAUUGUUCAGUGACGACCCAAUUCUUCAUAAUGAAGAAGAAGAAGAGCCUGAUCGAAAAAUUCAUGGAGCUGAACUGGAUGAGCACCAACGAAUCAUUCAUGAAGCUGAAGAAAAAGAAAGGGCUGAGUAA
Messenger RNA from Lactuca virosa, 699 nucleotides. Lineage: Eukaryota; Viridiplantae; Streptophyta; Magnoliopsida; Asterales; Asteraceae. The record is from the annotation of a GenBank genome assembly.